AUGCACCACGCGUCCGGUCACGUGCCACCUUCGGUGCAAUUCACCAAACAAGCGCUCAAGGGUCGACGCGCCGCGUGCACGACCAUGUAUUCCUAUCCCUCGUCCGCUUCAAGCGUUCCAGUUCUAGAGGACGUCGUCUUUCGUUGGGAUAGUACAUGUUACAAUUUCACCAAGAUCGAUCUUUACCUCUCUGUACAAAGUCUGGCCGACGGACUGGUUCCCGUCCACUGUUGGACCCAGAUUGACUUCGGAAUGGGUACCACGAAGGUCCGCCUCAACCCGACCUGGUGGAACGCGUCAUCCAAUGGCGGAGAUCCUAUUACUGCCGAGGUGAGUCUUGUCACCGAAAUGUCUUGUGCUCGUCUGACCGCGGGUAACCAAUGUCGCAACUUGAACCGGCAGUUGGGCAUGACGGCGUCCGGAUCCCCUCUCUGGAAUACCCCGGCCUCGUCCUCUCCCGCUUUCACGAUCACUAACAUCUACAACGCCUCCAAUACCAAUGCACCUGCAACGGAGGCGGCGGCAAACGGCUCCCCGACUGUUGGAAUCAGUCAUUCCAAGUCCUUGGACGGAGGUCUUGCCGGCGGGCGACUGGCUGCCGCUGUCGCGACGCCUCUCGUGGCCUUGAUGGUUGCGGUAUGCGCAUACCUGGCUUGGCACAAAUUUUAUCGGAAAAGGGGAGAUACAAAACGUUGGAGUGCGGUAAGCUCGUCUGGCCGGCUGGCGCUGGACUAUUGGCCCCGAUUAGCUCACUCGUUUUUGGAAUGAUGUGCAGGUCAUCGACAAGCGCGUGUCCAUGAUGUCCGAGGGCACUUGGCAACCCAGCGCAUCGAUUGUCUCCCGUCCAGAAUCAUUCAGGAGUAGGAACAGGCACUCUACCUCAUCUUACGGCAACCUCGAAGGCGCACAGCGCGGGAGUAUUAUUCGACCAUCGUCAACAUACUCGAGCGAGCACGCCUCGCCGCCGCGUCGACCAGUCGACCGAUCGAGUCGCAUCAGCUUCGCCUCCAUUCCCGAGUUGUCUCGCCGCGAAGGCUACGACAAACUCCCAGGCCAGAGUCAUCGCCAUGGUCGCACUCGCUCUGACAUGGGUCCACAAUGCACUCGCCGAGAUCUCACGCAGAUGUCAUCAUCGCCUAGCGACGGUGCGCUCAAUCCACGACUAACCGGCAUGAGCGCGUACAAGUCAUCUCUUCGUCAUGAGGUCUUGUUAUCCGACCCUAUCAAAGUUGAAUUAUGCGAGGAAGAUGUGCUUCCUUCCGGCCCAGUCAGGCCCCCCGGGGAGGAUCCUGCUUACAGCAUCUCGAGUGAAAGUGACGACUCAUUCAACCGACUCGAUACCGGAACCAACAGACAGGCUUGCCUGAUCCUUGGAGAGACCCCAGCCAACGCAGUGGACCCAUAG
Messenger RNA from Microbotryum saponariae, 1405 nucleotides. The record is from the annotation of a GenBank genome assembly. Lineage: Eukaryota; Fungi; Basidiomycota; Microbotryomycetes; Microbotryales; Microbotryaceae.